Sorghum bicolor (sorghum) is the source of this 1931-nucleotide messenger RNA. RefSeq lists its product as uncharacterized. The transcript is spliced from 2 exons. NCBI's taxonomy places the organism in Eukaryota, Viridiplantae, Streptophyta, Magnoliopsida, Poales, Poaceae. Bases 156 to 1724 code for a protein of 522 amino acids. The record is from RefSeq and is a predicted model, not a curated record.
CUCUUCGGGCUGUACGCUAGAGGAUUCAAGGUCCAUAUGUAUGCUCGCAAUGCCAACGCACGGCGGCCAGUAGAUAGCAGGGUACAAGGCGAGGAGGCCUAGCAGUGGCACGGGUGCGGGACUUUGUCGGACUUCUGGUGCGGUUCGCCGCCGCCAUGCCGAUCGCCCCCACGGAGAAAGAGAUGCUCAGCCACCGGCGGUACAAGCGAUCGUCCGGCGAUUCCCGGUCCGUGCGCCCACCGGCUAGGUCCGAAUCCUCGCAUCUCAAUGCACCGCUCGUCAUGCGGAUCUCGUCCACGGAGACAGAGAUUCCCGGUCACGGGCGGUUGAAGCGAUCCUCGUCGUCCAAGGAUGCCAGGGCCGACGCCGACGCCGACGCCUCGCAUCACGAAGCAGCGCGGGCCAUGCCGAUCUCGUCGACAGAGAUAGAGGUUUCCGGCCAGGGGCGGUUGAAGCGGCCGUCGUCGUCCGAAUCCGGCAGCGCCUCCUAUCCAACCUGGGUGAUUCUGAAUCGGGUCGGCGUCCGGAGGGACUCCUUCGACGGCGACGGCACCACGUCAGCGGUCUCCUACACCUCCGGCGGCGAGCAGAUCUCCGUCUCCUUCGUGCUCGAGAAGCCGCCGCGGACUUCCCUCAUCACCCUCGACUGGCCACAAGGGCCCAGCCCGUCGGAGGGGAGCACAUCAAAGCCGCGCGUCGUCGCCGCGCACCGCAACGUCGUGCUGCUCGAGAUCUCCCGCGCCAACUACCUUCGUCCUGCUUCAAUCGACUUCUUCGUCUACAAGGCCAGCGGCAGCGGGGGCCCCUCCCUGACGCGCUUACCCGUUUGCUACUGGAAGGGGCCUUGGAACGCAGACAGCCCUCGGCCGCGCAUCAUGGGCAAGUACUCCACGGGUCUUCUGUCCUGCAGCGAUGAUUUCUUCGUUGUAGCUGAUCUCGCGAGAGGGUCACCUCAACCAUCCCUAGUUGACAUCUACCUCAUGUGCUCUGGCUCCAACGACUGGAAAGUCUUCAGGGAUGUGCCUAUCCACAAUGCUGACAGCGUCCCACAUUUGUCCUGGUGGUCAACUGAUGUGGUGUUACCCUGGCGCCAUCACUACUUGAUCUGGGUGGACUAUUUCAGAGGGAUGAUUUUCGCACGCAUCACACAUCCAGGAAAUGGCAUUGACCUGCAGGAGCCUGUUCUAAGAUAUGUGCCGCUUCCGGUGGAUCCAGUUCAGGGGAACACUUACGACAACGACUAUGGGCGAGGAUGCCCUGCAGCUUCCCGUAGCAUUUGUAACACCCACCAUGGGAUCAAGUUUGUCAGUAUUAACCAGCGUGGCAGCAGUUUCAGCAUCUCCCUGUGGUCAUUGUGUCAGGAAAAAUGGAGAGAAGAUGCAACGCUGGAUGCUGACCAACUUUGGGACCUAGAUUUUGAAAACCGCCUUACAAAAGUACAACCAGCAUUCCCAGUUGUUGACAUGGAAAAUCCUGAUGCCGUUUGCUUCUUGUUGAAUGAGGGCCGAUACACUGUUAUCCCCGAUACCCCAACAUGGAUGAUCAAAAUUCACAUGACAAAGAAGAUUCUUCUAGAUUCUCAUUAUUAUUCCAAAGGAAGUCCGUCUUAUCAGAAAACCUAUACAACUGCGAGGAGGAUGUCUGAGGGGCUCACCUUCAUCUCCAGUGGAAUGCCAAGUUACCUGUCUGGACAGACCAUGGAAAGGGGCUUGAUAAGCUACUAGAAAUACGACAGGAGAUUCCGGUCUGGAGAUUGAAUACUCAAAGCUCAGCUAGGAUGUGCGCUCCUGCAGUUUUGGAAAGAAACUUGGGCAGAUUAUGGCAUGGCACCACCACAUAGUUGGGUUAAAUUAUAUGUUUCGUACACUCUAAAACAUGUUAUGGAUAUGUGCAAUUAUAUUAUCUGUUUUGAUGUUAGUAUUGUUUCUAUA